Exophiala spinifera is the source of this 1068-nucleotide messenger RNA. RefSeq lists its product as uncharacterized. Lineage: Eukaryota; Fungi; Ascomycota; Eurotiomycetes; Chaetothyriales; Herpotrichiellaceae. The transcript is spliced from 2 exons. The record is from RefSeq and is a predicted model, not a curated record. Gene Ontology annotation, molecular function: RNA binding. Bases 1 to 1068 code for a protein of 355 amino acids.
AUGACCAGGUUCGCUCUCCGACGCUGCGCUUCGCGCGUGCUUUCGUCUCGUCCUUCUACGCUCGUUUCUGCCUCCCGCACAUACUCUUCUAUCAGUGCCUCACCUUUUAGAACAAGCAGGCAGAUCCCGAGCUUCCAGUCUCAGAGAAGAUGGGCAUCCACUGAAGGCGAACAAGCCGCUGUUUCUACGGAACAGCCGCCGCGUGCUGCAGAGCCGGCGAAUGCAACUGAAGCUACCGAAGAAGCACUCCCUGCCGCCGAGACCAACGAAAGAUUGACAUCAGAGACUCGAGCUGCUUCUAGCGACGAUGCUCCUGCGGCUGCGGAAACCGCAAAUGCUACGGAAGCAACAGAAGAGGCCUUGCCGGCUGCGGAGACGAAUGAGACUCUCAGUGCGAAACCCUCUGCGAACGCUGCAUCCUCGGGCGUGUCGGGAGUAGGUGUAGACGGGCUAUUUGAGCGAAAGAAGACACUCUACAUUGGGAACCUGUUUUUUGAUGUUACUGAAGCCGACCUGGUCAAAGAAUUUGCGCGCUUCGGUCCUGUUGCGAAAUGCAAGGUUGUCCGCGAUGCUCGCGGCUUAAGCAAAGGCUUUGCCUACGUUGAUUUCUCAACUCAAGAAGCGGCGGACGCGGCCCUCGAAAACCUCAACAUGCAACUGUUCGAAGGCCGUCGGAUCACUGUUCAAUAUGCCGCUCGCCCUACGAAUGGAGCAGACACCGAAAGCCGCAAUCGCGUCAACGUAGCCAAGAACCCUCCUUCCCGAACCCUCUUCAUUGGCAACAUGUCCUUCGAAAUGACGGACCGCGAUCUCAGCAAUCUUUUCCGUGGCAUCAAGAACGUUAUUGACGUCCGUGUUGCUAUUGACCGACGCACCGGCCAGCCAAGAGGUUUUGCGCAUGCUGACUUUAUUGAUGUCAAAAGCGCUAUGGAUGCCAUGAAGGCCCUGGCUGGAAAGGAGAUCUACGGACGAAGAUUAAGGGUGGACUACUCGUACAGCUCGGCAAGCAGAGCGCCACGAAAUGAACCGGAGGAGUCUGGACCUGCACCUGAGUCUGCUCCUCAAUAG